Messenger RNA from Lepus europaeus (European hare), 1167 nucleotides. RefSeq names its product progastricsin (gene PGC). The record is from RefSeq and is a predicted model, not a curated record. NCBI's taxonomy places the organism in Eukaryota, Metazoa, Chordata, Mammalia, Lagomorpha, Leporidae. Bases 1 to 1167 code for a protein of 388 amino acids. Gene Ontology annotation, molecular function: aspartic-type endopeptidase activity. Gene Ontology annotation, biological process: proteolysis. The transcript is spliced from 9 exons.
AUGAAGUGGCUGCUGGUGGCCUUGGUCUGCCUCCAUCUCUUGGAGGCAGCAGUGAUCAAAGUGCCGCUGAGGAAGUUCAAGUCCAUCCGUGAGACCCUGAAGGAGAAAGGCUUACUGAAGGAGUUCUUGAAGACCCACAAGUAUGACCCGGCUCUCAAGUACCGCUUCGGCGACUUCAGCGUGACCUACGAGCCCAUGGACUACCUCGACGCUGCCUACUUUGGCGAGAUCAGCAUCGGAACUCCACCCCAGAACUUCCUGGUCCUUUUUGACACCGGCUCCUCCAACCUGUGGGUGCCCUCUGUCUACUGCCAGAGCGAGGCCUGCACCACCCACAGCCGCUUCAACCCCAGCAAGUCCUCCACCUACUACACCUACGACCAGACCUUUUCCCUGGAGUACGGCAGCGGCAGCCUCACCGGCUUCUUCGGCUACGACACCUUCACUAUCCAGGACAUCGAGGUCCCCAACCAGGAGUUCGGUCUGAGUGAGACGGAGCCCGGCACCAACUUCCUGUACGCGGAGUUUGACGGCAUCCUGGGCCUGGCCUACCCCUCUCUGUCCGUGGGGGACGCCACCCCAGCUUUGCAGGGCAUGCUGCAGGACGGCGCCAUCAGCAGCAGCGUCUUCAGCUUCUACCUCAGCAGCCAGCAGGGCACUGACGGGGGCGCGCUGGUGCUCGGGGGUGUGGACAGCAGCCUGUACACAGGGGACAUCUACUGGGCCCCUGUCACCCGGGAGCUCUACUGGCAGAUUGGCAUUGACGAGUUCCUCAUCAGUAGCGAGGCCUCCGGCUGGUGUUCCCAGGGCUGCCAGGCCAUCGUGGACACGGGCACUUCUCUGCUCACCGUGCCUCAGGAGUACAUGAGUGACCUGCUGGAGGCCACAGGGGCCCAGGAGAACGAGUAUGGAGAGUUUCUCGUGGACUGUGACAGCAUAGAGAGCCUGCCCACCUUCACCUUCAUCAUCAACGGCGUGGAGUUCCCUCUGCCCCCCUCCGCCUACAUUCUCAACACUGACGGCCAAUGCAUGGUGGGAGUCGAGGCCACCUACGUGUCCUCCCAGGAUGGCGAGCCCCUUUGGAUCCUCGGGGAUGUCUUCCUCCGGGCCUACUACUCCGUCUUCGACAUGGCCAACAACAGGGUGGGCUUUGCCGCUCUUGCCUAG